UGUGCAAUUUUCGCUGAAAAUCCGUCGAAUUGGCAUCUGAAGUGUGUUACUUAUCGGUUCGGUUUGUGUGAUCAUGUAGAAUAGUGGUAGCGGUUAGUGCUGUCUGCCGUGGACCUCGAAUCAUAAAAGGUGCUUCCGUACGCUCGAGAUUGAUCACAUCACCGCCAGAAACCAGACCCAUCCCAACCCUGGCCAACGGGGAGAUCACACGAUGAUGGUGGUGUCGUCGAUCGUCCGGAUGAAGAAGGCAUUGCGCGUCGUCACCUGGUAGGGUUCGGUAGCGAAUUGGCCUCAUCAACCGAGGGCUGGAAGGAAAGGACGUUCGAUAAUCGCCCGCAUUUCUAGGAAGAAUAAAGAUAUUAGGUGAUAGUGCGAUUCGCUGCACAACUCAGUCAGUGUCAGAUAAGAUAGCGAUCGCCCCACGGUUCCAGUGGUGGUGCUGAUAGAUAGAGAGAGAAAAGUGUUGGAUGAUAACGACCAGACCGGAUUUGUGUGUCAAACAGGCCAGUUUGCUGCCUGGCAGUGAAUCAGUGUCGGAAAUUUAACGGAAAUCGCGAACUGCUGAAGGUUGUGGAAUUGUAGUUGCUCGUGGUAAAACUGCCAGGAAUGCGAACGGAUAGACGUGCGACCAAUAGUGUCUUUCGAACGCUGUACGGAGGGGGAUCGGCACAUGGCGAGGAAUUGUUCGGCCAGCGGCUGGCCCGCAGCUGCAAAGACAGCCUCGAGUUCAUUCAGCGGAUGGACCUCUGGAAAACCCUGAAGGUGCACAAGGGAUGCGUGAACACUGUUUUCUGGAGCGACGAUGGCCAGCUGCUGCUGUCCGGUUCGGACGAUCAGCACAUCGUCAUCAGCAGCCCUUUCACCGGGCAGACGCUGUUCCAGCACAAGACUACCCAUCGGGCAAACAUCUUCAGCGCCCGGUUCCUACCGCAGAGCGGUAAUCGGGAAAUUGUGUCCUGCUCCGGUGAUGGCAUCGUGUUGUACACGGAACUGAAGGACGUCGCCUUGGAACCGGCCGAAGCGCACGAACGUAACUUGAACUACUUCAACUGUCACAGCAAUGGGACGACGUACGAAGUCCUGACAGUCCCGACGGAACCCAAGUCAUUCAUGAGUUGCGGAGAGGACGGAACGGUGCGGCUGUUUGACCUCCGCAAGAUGACUCGUUGUCUGAAGACGUGCUGUAAGGAUAACAUCCUUAUUUUGAGCCCUUCGGCAGUGACGGCCAUGACUCUGUCGCCGAUUUCGAUGAACUACAUUGCACUGGGUAGUUCCGAUAGCCACGUGCGCAUUUACGACAGAAGGUUCCUUAAGAUGGUGGAUUGUAAUUCGCCCGGGUCUCCUAACGAUCGGCAUACCGUUCCGGUCAAGAUGUUCACCAAUCCGUCGAUGGAGAAGCGAUCGUUCCGCGUGACUUCGAUCGCCUACAGUCAGGACGAGAGUGAGCUGCUGGUCAACUACUCGUCCGACCAUUUGUACCUGUUUGAUGUGACGAAGGAGGGAAUAGAAGUGUCGGCGGCGCAGGCUUCGAGCAGUGCGGAGAAGGGAAAGCGUGGUUCGAAAACGCAACACAGUAUCGACAGUCCACCGCCGGUGCGUCGGUUGCGUUUGCGUGGCGAUUGGUCCGAUACCGGGCCGGAGGCACGUCCGGCUCGCGAAAUGGCAUCACGGGUAUUCGGGGCCGGCCAGGCUCGACCACAACUGCAGGCUACGAUCAUGCAUCGUAUGACCGAGGUUCUGUCACGAAUGUUGGCCGACCCCAGGACACGAAUCGGACUAACGCACACGAACGAGCUGACCAACGAUAGCGAUCUGGCGAACGUUGUGGACGACUUUCGGAGUUUUGCUAGCAGUAGUAGUAGUAGUGGGGGUGUGGGAGGGGGUGAUGAGGAAGGGGGACGGGAAGGUUCGGGAGAACCACAACCUUCAACGAGUGGUGCUCGGCCGAGGACGCCAAGGCAGUCCGAAGGUGACGCGACACGGGUUGGAAACGGCAGGGAAAGAGACGAGGACGAAGAUGAUGACGACGAUGAUGACUACGAUGACGAAAACGGGGGAACAAACAAAUCAAACCAAAGAAACAAGGCGGGUAGCCGAGAAGAUUCCGAGUACGAGGCGGAAUUGAAGGCACUGAAAGAUCUCGAAGCGAAAGCUAGUAACUACGAUUACGUAAUCCGGAAGUUUGUGGGUCAUCGUAAUGCACGGACGAUGAUAAAGGAGGCCACAUUCUGGGGCAACGACUACAUCAUGUCCGGCUCGGACUGCGGGCACGUGUUCACCUGGGAGCGGGCAACCGGCCGGCUGGUGAUGCUCAUGGAGGCCGAUCAGCACGUGGUGAACUGCGUGCAGCCGCAUCCGACGUUGCCCCUGCUGGCCACGUCCGGCAUCGAUUACGAUAUCAAAGUUUGGUCACCCAUGGACACGGAGAAAGUCCGGUUCGAUCAGGAUACUGCCAAUGAUCUCAUGGAACGCAACGCGGUAAUGCUAGAGGAAACCAAAGAUACUAUUACGGUGCCGGCUUCGUUCAUGAUCCGAAUGUUGGCGUGUAUUCACUCGCUGCGGAAUCGUCGGGGGCCGGCUGGUCCGGCAGCGUCCGCCGCCGCCGCCGCCAGCAAUGGCAACGGAAGCACUGGCAAUAGCAAUAACGAUAAUAACGAUAACAAUAACAGUGGCAACGAUCGAGGGGAAAGUUCCGGCGGUGGAGACCGCAGCGGAAGUUCCGAGCACUUCCUGUAAGCUGAAAAAAAGGGUAAGUAAGUGCGAAACGGUUAUUGUGUGCUCUAUUCCAAGCAACUGCAAACAUUAACAAACACCUUUAUUACGUUUUGAGCUACGAUCAACUUAACAACUGACAUUAUCAACAAACAAGCAAGAUGUGAUUUUCUGUUGUACUUCUAAUACUGACUAUAACUGUAAUUAUUUGAAGAAGCAUU
Aedes aegypti (yellow fever mosquito) is the source of this 2933-nucleotide messenger RNA. RefSeq names its product DDB1- and CUL4-associated factor 6. The transcript has 5 exons. Bases 607 to 2736 code for a protein of 709 amino acids. Gene Ontology annotation, cellular component: cytoplasm; Cul4-RING E3 ubiquitin ligase complex. Gene Ontology annotation, molecular function: protein binding. Gene Ontology annotation, biological process: positive regulation of transcription by RNA polymerase II. The record is from RefSeq and is a predicted model, not a curated record. Lineage: Eukaryota; Metazoa; Arthropoda; Insecta; Diptera; Culicidae.